UAAUCUAGUCAGGAUGGCAGCUAUCAUGAAAUUCGUUGCACUUCUAGCACUCGUGGCGGUCAUCCAUGCUAAUCCCGUGGCCAAGAAGAGGUCAAUUUCGAAUCUGAUCGACGUUGUUGAGGAAUACAAACUGCUUUUCAAUGACCUGAGCCAUGAAAAGGAUCAACUGCUGCAGUUUGCACGUGUUUCCCUGUUUGCCACGUAUAGUCUCAUGAACCAAGACCUUCUGAAGGAUUUGGGCCAUACCCGAAAUGCCAUCGAGUUCGGCUUCGACGAGUUGAUCGGGGACAUUGCUGAGGAAAUCACAGAAGGAGGCAACGAAGAAUGCCUGCUGAAUCUGACUGCCCAAAUCCGACGUGAACAAGUCGAAUUGGCUGAAACGAUGGGCGUUUGCUCAGCUCUCACCGGUUCAGCUAAGGAUGAUCUGUCCUAUUCGUUCUACGAAUUCAUCGAUCUUCUCCAGCGUUUGUCGACCGCACUGAGCGAAUACGUUCUCUGGUCGUUUGCUGUUGAAAAUUCCGUCACCCAUGCAGAUCGGCAAGCGGAAAACAUUCGCCAAAUGUACGAAGAUUCGGUUGAAAUGUGGGACGAGGUGGUGCUGCCCUUGAUCCAGUUCGAGAUCAAUGCCAUGGAGUACAACAGGCCGAUCAUUGUGGCCAAUAACAAGGACUGUCUGGAUAUACUGAUUGAGAAGGUUGACUUGUUGAAUGAGGAAUUGCGGGAGCAGCUCGGCAGCUGCAGUGCGAUAAGAGCCUAAAUUUGAUAGUUAAAUAAAGAAUAUCAUACAACUUACAACAA
Molecule: messenger RNA, 798 nt
Organism: Uranotaenia lowii
Lineage: Eukaryota; Metazoa; Arthropoda; Insecta; Diptera; Culicidae
Exons: 2
Coding region: 14-757 (247 amino acids)
Source: RefSeq, a predicted model, not a curated record